AUGACGCUCCGAACGCUCGCCGUCCUGGCGGCGGCCACCACCACCACCCUCGCCGCAGACUUGCCGUCUGAACUCUUCGACUCGUCCAUCGCCGUCAAGCUUCGCGCGACAUAUCAAGCCCAACCACCCGUCCCGUCCCAGUGGCCACAGUACACCUUCCCGAACGGAACAUGGCGCUACUUCGGAGGCAACACAUGGACGACUGGGUUUUUCCCCGCUACGAUGUACGCGAUGGCCGAGCGCGCGGGAUUGUGCCCUGAGCUAGGGUUGAACGCGAGCGAGUGGAUUGAGUAUGGACGGGGAAGUAGUAGUGGAGAGAUCCCUGGGUCGACGUUGAGCGCGACUGCUCAGAGCCAGCUGGAGCAUGAUGUGGGCUUUGUGAGCUUCCCGUUCCAAGCUGAGCUGCUUGUGAGCCCAAACAACGACACGGCCAAAUCAGCCGUCCAAUCCUUCGCCUCCUCCCUCGCCGGCCGCUUCAAUCCCACAGUAGGCUGCACCCGCUCAUGGGACAACACGACCGACGAGACCGACUUCGAAGUCAUCAUCGACAACAUGAUCAACCUCGAGCUGUUCUUCGCAUCCAACGACCUGCAACCGAACCAGACGUUGAUCGAUAUGGCCACGAGCCAUGCGAACAAGACUAUGGUUAACCAUGUCAGGGACGACGGGUCGAGUUUCCAUGUUGUUGAUUAUAAUUCGACGACUGGCGAGGUUAUUGGGCGGAGGACGUCGCAGGGGUAUGCGGAUAACAGUACUUGGUCGCGCGGGCAGGCUUGGGGGAUCUACGGUUUCGCGCAAAUGUACAACAUGACAGGCAUCACGCACUAUCUUGAUACUUCGCGCCGCAUGGCCAAGUACUUCAUCGACAACAUCCCUGAGGAUGGCGUCGUACCUUGGGACUUCAACGCGCCAACCGCAGGCCGUCCCGCUGACACUUCCGCCGCAAUGGUCGCCACCAACGGCCUGCUUCUCCUCUCACAACAAGAAACGAAGGUGAACAACGCCAGUGGCGCGUCUUACUACCAAGGUAUCGCGCAGCAGAUCCUCACGAACACGGUGAACAAGUUCUGGAAGCCUGACUUCCAGAGUUUGCUUUCGAACGGGACGGUGAACAAUCCCGCGAAGCCGCCUAACAACGACACCGGGAUCGUCUACGGCGACUACUACUUCAUCACCGCCGGCAACGAGCUCGUCAAACAAGGCCUCGCAUCCUGCAACGGCAGCAGCACGAACUCCUCCAGCUCAAACUCUACAACUUCGGGCUCCUCGGCCCCAGGAUCCACUUUCUCUCGCAGCGAAAGCGGUUCAGCUCCAGCUUUACUUCUGAAUGGGCAUGCUAUGCUGGCGGCGCUGGUCGGCGCUGGCGUAGCGCUCCUAGCCUGA
Peniophora sp. CBMAI 1063 is the source of this 1383-nucleotide messenger RNA. The record is from the annotation of a GenBank genome assembly. Lineage: Eukaryota; Fungi; Basidiomycota; Agaricomycetes; Russulales; Peniophoraceae.